Messenger RNA from Spinacia oleracea (spinach), 1590 nucleotides. RefSeq lists its product as uncharacterized. The record is from RefSeq and is a predicted model, not a curated record. Gene Ontology annotation, biological process: chloroplast fission. NCBI's taxonomy places the organism in Eukaryota, Viridiplantae, Streptophyta, Magnoliopsida, Caryophyllales, Amaranthaceae. The transcript is spliced from 7 exons. Bases 129 to 1352 code for a protein of 407 amino acids.
AGAAUAUUCCUUAACCAGUUUGGCUCGAUAAGGUUAUUACUCCGUUCGAUUGUGCUCAUUUCCAGCCCAGGUUUCUGUUGGAUAAGCGAACCCGAAAAGCCAUUUUUAUUCAUGCAGUAGCUUCAAUUAUGGCAUCGUUUUCAUGCUCAAUUUCUUCUCCAUUACCCCCAAAACUUAUUUCUCACAACAAAUUCCAACCGAUUUACCUACCAUUCCCAAACUUCCGCGCAAUUCCCACAUACAACAUCAAAAAUCGAUCCACAAAUUCAACUAAAGCUACUACUACGACUUCACCUUCUGGGCAAGAGUUGGACAUAGCAGACGAGGACUCAUUGGGCAUUGACAAUCUCCAUCAGUUUGUUCAACUCAGCCUCGGCAAUUGGGUCGGUUCUUUCUAUCAAUUUGAUGCUACUGGGAAGCUUCUGCAUAAAGUGACUACUAGGCUUUCAGCUGGCUCUUAUGGUGAAGAUGAGCUUAUUAGCCUCAUCCAGACGUUGUACAUAAAACAACCUCUAUCAGGCACAUCUGUUUCUGGAUAUGAGGAGGAGCCAGAGUGGGCAGAGUACAAAAUUAAAGAAAGUAAUAUGUUUACUGUCGACAAGUAUCAACAGAUCGGCUUCUUUCCGAAUGAGAGGGCAUUUGCCCUAAGAUACCAGACAGCAGGUAUGUUAGAAACUGUAUUACGACAGGGGGUUCUUGGGGAAGAUGACACUGGAGAAGAAUCUCCCAGAAAUUUGAAGCUGCCUUCUUCCCGCCCAUCUAUUGUCUGUGAGAAUUGCCUUUUCUCUAUCAAUAAAGAUAUGCGUGCUAGAGCAUUUCAUAUCAUGGACCCAAGAGGAGUUUUAGAGAUGCUUCUUAUAUUUCUUGAAGAGAGAGGAGGCACUGUCGAUGCACCCCCUUCCUUAGCAGACUCCGAGGAUGACGUGAACAGGCUUUUACCUUUUCUUGGCCGAUGGAAGGGAAGCUCACUUACCAAACGCAGUGGUGUGUAUGGUGCAACAAUGGCUGAACAUGAUACAAUAGCUUCCCUGGAAAUUGAUGAAAGUGGUCAGUUAAUUCAGGACAUAAGUUCAACUACCAAAGGAACCGAUGUCACUGCCAAUGUUCGCUGGACGGGCACAAUCUGUGAUAAUUUGAUAACAUUUGAUAAAGGUUUCCAGUUCACUUUGCUGCCUGGAGGUAUGUAUAUGGGAUGUCCUACUGAUGUGGCUAAAAGUAUUGCUGAACUGAAGUCUUUUCAUCUCGAGUUUUGUUGGCUUGAGUCUUCUGAUAAAAGGCAGAGAUUGGUUCGCACUUUUGAUAUUGAAGGUUUGGCUGUGUCUUCAACCUAUUUUUUUGAGACAAAAUUGUAGUACUUCUUGUUUAAUGUAUUAUUACUUCUUUUCAUCUUAAAUCAAUUAUAUUAAACAAAAAUUACUACAAGUAUGUUUUGAGGGUUUCUGCUAUACUUAUCAAUAUAUUAUAAAAAUUUAUAGGGAAAGUUCAGCCAGUUAUCAUAAUUCAUAAGGCUCUGUGUAGGAUAUUUCGGAUUCAACGUUAUUUUUACAUUCUUGAGUAAAUCUUUUCAUCCAUUCCAUUUGCUUCAUAGUA